Larimichthys crocea (large yellow croaker) is the source of this 4995-nucleotide messenger RNA. Its product is annotated as immunoglobulin superfamily DCC subclass member 3. NCBI's taxonomy places the organism in Eukaryota, Metazoa, Chordata, Actinopteri, Sciaenidae. The record is from RefSeq and is a predicted model, not a curated record. Gene Ontology annotation, molecular function: protein binding. The transcript has 14 exons. Gene Ontology annotation, biological process: cell-cell adhesion. Bases 1 to 2184 code for a protein of 727 amino acids.
AUGGCUCUGAAAGGAUGGGAAGAGACGGGAGGGGUGGAGGGGAUGCAUAAGAAGGGGCAGAUGGUGCCCUUUGGUGAUGACGGGACUUUUUACAGAGGUUACUGUGCCUGUCUGGCCUCAGAGCUGUCUUUCCUGCUGGAGCCCAGUGAUGUGAUUGCGGUCAGGGAUCGCCCGCUCAUGCUGGACUGCCAGGUGCAGGGAGAUGAACCGAUCAUGAUCACGUGGCGUAAAAACGGGGUGCCUUUACCCACCAGCCCGCGGGUUCGGGUGCUGGCGAAUGGCACGUUGUUCAUCCAGAGCUUCCAGAAACGCAGAGAGGGAAGCGACGCAGAUAUGGGCGAAUACGAUUGUGCGGCCCAGAAUCGCUAUGGCAUGCUGGUCAGCCGCAAAGCCAAAGUGCUUUUGGCAUCUCUUCCUAAGUUCCACACCCACCCGGUGUCCAUGGCUGUGGAUGAGGGAAGCGUCGCUCGCUUCCAGUGUCAGAUCACCGGAGUACCUGAGGCUAACAUCACCUGGGAGAGAGACAGAGUACCCCUCAGCACCGGUGACAACAGAUACACUCUCCUGCCGCAGGGCAUCCUCCAGGUGACGGGCGUGAGGCAGGCGGAUGCUGGAGUUUUCCGCUGUGUUGCCACCAACAUCGCAAACACCCGCUACAGCCAUGAGGCCGUGCUCAACAUCACUGGUGGAGCUCCCAGAAUCUACAAGGAGCCGGUCAUCUUGUCAGGACCCCAGAAUCUGACCAUCACUGUCCAUCAGACGGCGAUCUUGGAGUGCAUCGCCACAGGAAACCCGAGGCCUAUUGUUUCCUGGAGCAGGCUAGAUGGACGCUCCAUCGGGGUGGAGGGCAUCCAGGUUCUGGGGACGGGGAACCUGAUGAUCUCAGAUGUUUCUCUGCAGCACUCUGGUGUGUACGUCUGUGCUGCCAACCGGCCCGGCACCAGAAUGAGACGUACGGCACUGGGACGACUCGUGGUGCAAGCUCCCCCUGAGUUCCUGCAGUGGCCCCAGUCUGUGUCCAAACCAGCAGGGGGCAGCGCUGUGUUCACCUGUGUGGCCCAGGGCGUCCCCGAGCCUCACCUGAUCUGGCUGAAGAACGGCAAGGUCCUGAUGCCGGGACACAACGUCAAGCUGACCAAUAACAACAGCACCCUGGCUCUGACCCGUAUCAGCUCAGAGGAUGAGGCCAUCUACCAGUGCAUCGCCGAGAACAGUGCAGGCACCAACCAGGCCAGCGCCCGUCUGGCCGUGGCCCAGGCUAAAGACCUGCCCGCCGCCCCUGAGGGCCUCAGAGCCAGCGCGCUCUCCACCAACGCCCUGCAGAUCACAUGGAGGGAACCACCUGCCAACGUCACCGACAGCAUCAUCGGAUAUGUCCUGCACAUCCGCAAGAUUGGAGAGCCUGACAGUCUGGAGCUGCAGGAAGCCAUCAGUAAAGGCACCUUCCAGCAUGAUGUGUCCAACCUGGAAGCAGCAACCACCUACUCCCUCUACCUGAAGGCCUACUCUCCUCUGGGAGCAAGCCAGCAGUCCAGCACCGUGGUGGCUACAACACUAGGGGGCGUGCCAACACCUCCCACCUUCUUCACCAAGGUGGUGAACUCCAGCGCCGUGCAGGUCCUCUGGGAGCUCCCCAGUAAAGCCGGCAAGGCUGAGGGCUUCAGGCUUUCCUACCGCAGGGUCCCAAACGCUGCUUUCCAGGGGCCAAUCCAACUGCCCUGUCACGUCAAUGCCCACACCAUCUCUAAGAUGGAACCGGGUGGCGUGUACGAAGUCAAACUGGUGGCCUACAACGGAAACGGCGAGAGCGACUCCUCCAAGAGACUGGUCUCACUGGCAGAGGAAGGCGUGAGUGACCCGGCCACUGGAGAGAAGAGUCUGUGUCAGUGCAGGGAUGGAGAGGCCUCUCUGGGCAGCAUUGUCAUUGGCAUUCAUAUCGGCACCGCCUGCAUCAUCUUCUGUGUUCUCUUCCUCAUGUUUGGAUACCGUCGCAGUCUGUUUUGCAGUAAAGGGACUCAGGACAGCUGGUCUGUACCGAGGGACAACACAGGACAUAACGGGAUCCCUAAAGAUGGAGCAAACCGCACCAUAGUGGAGCCAUUACCUCAGGCGGUCUGUCCAUCGCAGUGCCAGGUCGUCAUUGAGCAGCACAUGGCAGGUUUGCCUGGCACGGGCGCUGGCUAACACUGGUCAAUAAUUCAACACCCACAACCCUUUCCUUUCCCAUCCACAGUCUGCUACUGCCACUUAAGGAACCCCCAAGCCUCCCAUCAAUGAGCACCUUUCCGUGCUCUUUGAUAGGGGUCAGCCAUGGGUUUAGUCAUCCCGAAACCUGCUGCUAAUAACCUGAAAAUAGCCUCCAUAAAUCUGUGACAGAAUGCUUAUAUGAACCAAGAAUGGUACCCCCACCCUCGCCUCUACCUCAAACCAAAGCUUAUUGCCUUUAUUGCCUGUGCACACGUGCACAUGUGCAUUUUCACAAAGCAUUGCCACUGCAGAUUUAGCUCCCGUUACCUUCUUUCUGUGCGUACGCUUCAAACACUCAUGUCACUUUUCCAGCGGGAGUCUGUUCCAUAACCAAAAUUUUCUAUUUCUUAGACUUCCUCUGGUAAGCUGACAUGUGAAGAUGUACACUUUGGUCUUUAAACCCAAAUGAAGCCAAAUAUUCUCACCUACCUACGUCCAAUUAGUCUGCCGUGACAGAACUCUUGAAUUUGCCUUCAGUUCCUCUGCAAUAAGAAAGGGAAGAAACAUAGCGGCCUUUGCAAACGCCUUACAGAAGGAGAGAGUCUGAUUAGAAAUGAUUGUCCGUGAAGCCAUUUAGAAGAACCACGUUAACAGGCAUUCUUUACUCAACUCUUCCUCAACCAAAAGCUGCACGCCUCCAAAGAAAGCUACCUCAGUCUGACAAGAAUGUCUGAGCCAUAGAUAGGCCAACGUUAGCCUGAUGAUGCUGCUUGUGCUUGUGCUAGCCUACCUCAACCAAAAAAACUAAAAAAAAAACCCUUUUCCCUGAGUUACUACUUCCCCCAACCAGUGCCAACGCCAGCGUACCGUGCCAGCCGCCAACCAGGCCAGUCCAGAGAGUGCUCACCGGGAUGACUACCAUGGAGAGCAUAACCGUGGCAGAGCCUGACGCCUUACCGUACCAGAGAUCGACAAGAGCCUUAACAGCCGCCUGUUCGAGCCAGGUCAACUUUUGUUUUUCGUCAACAUGUGGUGGAAAUCUCCAACAUUUCUGAAGAUUUUUAAGAAGGCCAUCUAGUGUUUCCUUCUUGAUUGUCGUUGCUCCAUUAAGUGGUUAUCCACGGCUUUAAAUAGUCACAAGUGUCCAUCUCCAAAGACAUAUUUGUGCAGAGGAUGUAGCUCAUGGAAAAUAUGGACCUCAAAGAGUGCGUGGUGAACCCUUUACGCCAUGCAUUCGUUGCUUUUCUAUGAAGUCUAUGACAAGUUCAAACCAACAGGAUGCUUGUUCGAUCUGCACAAAGUUGAUGGCAUACUGAAGAUAAGCCAAAAAAAAAAAAGAAAAAAGAAAUGACUGAGGCCAAGCUGUCAAGUUAACUCUCCAGAUGCCAAAUUGGUCAUCCUGGGACCUCAACGACACUGAGUUGGCGGCUAAAAAGAAGUUUUAAGGUGAGACUUGCCUGAACGCACGGACAAGGCUCGUGUUUCACCGUGUCAGCCUAUCCAAAAAGUUAUUCUAUGAAAACCAAGCUGAAUGAUGCCCAAAGAUGUAAACAUUUUGAUGGUUUUCUUUAUUUUCCUUUCAAAGAUUAUUUUAAAAGAGACUACAUUUACUUACAAUUUUGGAUUGCUCCUGUUUGAAAAGGGGUCACCUGCGUCUGAAGUGCUUUAACUGAACUUAAGCCAAAAACAUUUUCUCAUGAUUUCAAUACCAUUUUGUUUUUAAAAGAAAUAAUAUCUUUCAUGACCUUUUAGUUUGGAAGUCAUUGCAGGUGAACCCCCUUCAACAUGGAGCUCCUAUUUUGUUGAUUCUAACAUUUAAAACUUUUAAAGAGUGACCAAAUGAAGAUGUCAGAUAUUUUCAAAGACUUUUUAAUGUCAAUACUAUAGGGAAUACUCGCUUCCUUUUUUUAAAAGUAGUUGAAUCGUUGCCAAAUAUUUAGUUAUUGUAAAGAAAUAUGUAACCAAAUACCUCUACAUUCUUAACAUUCAUACUCUACCUUUACACUUCCUCAUAACCAAAGCACAGAAACAUGUUUGUGAAUAUGAUAAUAUACGUUUGUGUGUGAAUGAUGGCAGUACGGGAACCUUGAGGGCAGAAGCUUUGAGAAGGAACCACAGGUUGUCAUCUUGUCCAGCUGAAGAUUGGCACCAGAAAUCAAGAAAUUUAUAUUUUUAGGUUUCAUUUAAUUGUUUCUAUUCAUGCAACCAAUUUAAAAAGCCAUAAAAAAAAGCACGACACAAUGCAAAAUAAGCCUUAGACUUUGGUCAAAAACCCACAAUAGCUUACUAACUAAUGUCUCCUUCUGAUUUAGAAAUAAAGGCAUGUCAUAUGUUGGAACAAUAACAAUAAAUUUAAGAAGGUUUCCCAACUGAAACCAUGAAAAAAUGCUUUAAACAUUGUUUUUAACCAUGACUUUGCCUCUUAUUGCCUGUUAUGAAUGAGCAAACUCGUAUAUUAUGGUCCCCAAAAUGUGUGUUGUCUCGAGCUUUCAUGCUCCUCAAGGUUUGCCUUUAACCCUUUGUGAGUGUUAAAUGUUUAUUCAAAGCAGAGCAGUAUAAAAAGAUGAGCGCUUUUCCCAUCUCCUUUUCAUACACAUACCGAAAGCUGUUAAACCAACGCGAUACCAAAAAGUGUAUUUGAUAUGGAAGACCCCAAAAAAGGUCGACGUGUUUUUGUAGUGUGAAGUGUGUAGCGGUUAAAACUAGUUUUGAAAAUGGAAAGCAUUUGUUUGCUUCUGUUUGGAACGAUUCAUUUCUCUGCCUCUUUUCACUUGAGUCUUUUUGUUCUUCCUGCUGUGCACAGGAAAA